AUGUCUGAUACAUUCCAAGAAGACGUGAUGCAAAAGUACUUCGAAGAUCUGGCCCCCAUGUACAAGGAACGUUUUGCCGAAGGUCUGCGAGUCCUUACUGAGCAACUUGUACUGAACCGCAUGUGGCUCAGCCAAAAAUGGACCGACACCCAGGCCGGUUCGGCUGACAAGAAAGACGGAGAGGGAGUGAGUAUGCUCGAUUAUGCCUGUGGAACUGGGGCAGUCUCACUAGCACUGGCUCCGUUCCUCACGCAUAUCACGGGGAUGGAUACAUCUCCAAGUAUGAUUGUGGAAUAUGAGAAGAAUGCCCAAGCCGCUCAUCUCAGCGAGAAGAUAGUCGGCCGUACAGGGGAUUUGCUCGCCCCUGUUGUCGAAGAGAGUUUAUCGGAUUUGCCCAAGUUCGAUAUUGUUGCUGUCAGCAUGGCAUUACACCAUUUUGAAGAUCCCGCACUGGGCGUUCGACAACUGGCGAGGUAUAUCAAGAUGGGUGGUGUCUUUGUGGCCAUUGAUCUUGUUGUCCAGGAACGUGGUCCUCAUGGGUUUGGAGGAGCUGAGGGGACAGUUAGUACCCAUGGCUUUUCGCGCGCGGAUAUAAAGAGGAUCUUCGAAGAGGCUGGAUUGAGUAACUUUGAUUACAAGGUCAUUCCCAAACCUGUCAAGUUUGUUCAUGGUGGGAAGGCUAUUGAGAAGACAGUGUUCAUUGCUCGAGCCCAGCUGGUUUGA
Messenger RNA from Penicillium nucicola, 723 nucleotides. RefSeq names its product class I SAM-dependent DNA methyltransferase. The coding region runs from base 1 to 723 and encodes 240 amino acids. The record is from RefSeq and is a predicted model, not a curated record. NCBI's taxonomy places the organism in Eukaryota, Fungi, Ascomycota, Eurotiomycetes, Eurotiales, Aspergillaceae. The transcript has 3 exons.